Molecule: messenger RNA, 1268 nt
Organism: Eptesicus fuscus (big brown bat)
Lineage: Eukaryota; Metazoa; Chordata; Mammalia; Chiroptera; Vespertilionidae
Gene: EXOSC3
Product: exosome component 3
Exons: 4
Coding region: 213-1040 (275 amino acids)
Biological process (GO): nuclear polyadenylation-dependent rRNA catabolic process; exonucleolytic trimming to generate mature 3'-end of 5.8S rRNA from tricistronic rRNA transcript (SSU-rRNA, 5.8S rRNA, LSU-rRNA); CUT catabolic process
Cellular component (GO): cytoplasmic exosome (RNase complex); nuclear exosome (RNase complex)
Molecular function (GO): RNA binding
Source: RefSeq, a predicted model, not a curated record
GCUCUGCGACCCACUCAAGUCGAGUGCUCCUACCGACCGGCGGGCCGCGGGCCGACUGGACUGCGGGGACCCGCCUGCCCGCAGGAACCGCGCUUCAUCGACUUAGGCUCGGGUCGGACAGCUACUGCCGAAAACGGAAAGCCUUGGGCGGGCUGCCCAUUGGACGCCGUGCCGGAAGUGGAAACCGGAAACGGUGUUUGGUGCCGCCCGGUAUGGCUCAAGCGGCGGCGGUCGCAGCCGUGUCCCUCGCGGGUGGCAGGGCGCGGGCGGCGCGCGCGGUGCUAGAUCAGGUGGUGCUGCCGGGUGAGGAGCUGCUACUGCCCGAGCAGGAGGAUGCUGAAGGCCUGGGAGGUGCAGGGGAGCGGCCGCUGCGCCUAAAUGCCGGCGUGCGCUCCCGGGUGCGCGUAGUGUGCGGCCCGGGCUUGCGGCGUUGUGGCGACCGCCUCCUGGUCACCAAGUGCGGCCGCCUCCGGCACAAGGAGCCCAGCGGCGGCGGCGGUGGCGGCGUUUACUGGGUGGACUCGCAGCAGAAACGGUAUGUCCCAGUGAAAGGAGACCAUGUGAUUGGCAUAGUGACAGCUAAAUCUGGAGAUAUAUUUAAAGUUGAUGUUGGAGGGAGCGAGCCAGCAUCUUUGUCUUACUUGGCAUUUGAAGGUGCAACUAAAAGAAACAGACCAAAUGUGCAGGUCGGAGAUCUCAUUUAUGGACAAUUUGUGGUUGCUAAUAAAGAUAUGGAACCAGAGAUGGUUUGUAUUGACAGCUGUGGACGAGCCAACGGAAUGGGUGUGAUUGGACAGGAUGGUCUACUUUUUAAAGUGACUUUGGGCUUAAUUAGAAAGCUGCUAGCUCCAGACUGUGAAAUCCUACAGGAAGUGGGAAAACUGUACCCACUGGAAAUAGUGUUUGGAAUGAAUGGAAGAAUAUGGGUGAAGGCAAAAACCAUUCAGCAGACCUUAAUUUUGGCAAACAUUUUAGAAGCUUGUGAACAUAUGACAGCAGAUCAAAGAAAACAAAUCUUCUCCAGGUUGGCAGAAAGUUGAUCUAUGUGGAUUUUUUAUAGGUGAGCCAAGAGACUGGAUUCCCUGGGGAAAAAUUUUUCAGGUGAACCUCUCUCCACUAAUCUUCAGAAGAUAAGAUACUGUCUUAUGUGAGUCUUAAAAUAUUUUUAUAAACAAGUCACUGGUUGCCACUCAUGUUCUUGUGGGUGAGAAAAAUAAUUAUAAAAUAGUAUUUUUUUGUUUUUUUAUAAUAAAGUUUACUAAAAGUUA